Molecule: messenger RNA, 610 nt
Organism: Emiliania huxleyi CCMP1516
Lineage: Eukaryota; Haptophyta; Isochrysidales; Noelaerhabdaceae
Exons: 4
Coding region: 107-610 (167 amino acids)
Source: RefSeq, a predicted model, not a curated record
CCGACAUCGCCGCCUCUGCUCCCGCGAGGACCCUGCGCGGCUGCGCGGCACCGGCUGCACCCUUGCCAGCCCGACCGGUUGCGGGAUCGUGUAUGCCCUCUUCCGCAUGUCCAACGGCAAGCUGCUCGUGCCGGGCGAGCGCGGGCUCGUUGGAGCAAGCGCCAGCGCCGAGGCCGGCGCCGCGCCGCUCGAGGCGGCGGCGUGGCGCCUGAUCGAGGUGGAGGGCUCGUGGUCGCGCGGUGGCUGGGUCCAGCUGCGGCACGUGCUCAGCGGUGCCUUUCUGCGGCUGGUCCCGCCGCCGCACCCUCUCCAGUGGACGUUCAGCGUGGACGGUCAGCCGGCCUCGCACGCCUCGCUCUUCCAGCUCGAGUGCGACAAGCCGCCUUGCGACGGCUCCGCGCCCGUGCACCUGCGUGUGCACCCGGACGCCACCGGCGCGCGCCUCAACUACAGAGGCGACGCGCCGCGCCGCCGCGCGUGCUACGCUCCGUGCGCCUCGCCGGCCGACGGGGAGGAGAGCUCGCUGCGCGCGUCGCCUGCCUGGGACGACCUCUGCGCCGACGUCUACGCGCAGCCCGUCUGCGAGGCAAUCGCGCGCCGGCUUCCAUGA